Molecule: messenger RNA, 1837 nt
Organism: Thalassophryne amazonica
Lineage: Eukaryota; Metazoa; Chordata; Actinopteri; Batrachoidiformes; Batrachoididae
Gene: traip
Product: TRAF-interacting protein
Exons: 16
Coding region: 160-1512 (450 amino acids)
Source: RefSeq, a predicted model, not a curated record
GGCUUCCUGUAGCGAGUAUAUCUGGUACAAACAAACGUGAAAAUCUGAAAGAAAAAAAACAAUAACAAUCAGUAAUCGUUGUAAGAGGAGAAAUGUCUGCUUUUAUCCCAAGGGAUGGUGCACUGAUGUGUUCGUUUGGAUGAUCCUUGUGAUAUUAACAUGCCUAUCAGAGCUUAUUGUACAAUUUGUUCGGAUUUCUUCGACCACUCCAGAGAUGUUGCUGCCAUCCAUUGCGGACACACUUUCCACUACACCUGUCUGCUUCAGUGGUUCCAGACAGCCCCCACAAAAACCUGUCCACAGUGUAGGAAACAGGUCAGCACCAGACAUAUUAUCUGUAAACUGUACUUUGACAUUGCUGGAGAUGAAGAGGGGGCAGUCGACGCAGAGAGUCUGCAGAAUGAGCUUGAUCGAGCGAAGGCACUUUUAAGUUCUAAAGAGAGAGACUGGAGGGAGACAGAGAAGGUGGUGGACAGUUUGAAGGAAACUGUCAACAGGCAGAAGAGAGACCUGGAUAAUGUGCGGAAAGAGGUGGAGGAAAAGCUGAUGGUUUGUUCUGCCCUCAGAAAACAGAUGUCAUACUUGGAGACACAACAGAGUGAUGCUCAGGCUGCCAAAGAGGAGGCCAGGAAGCUCAGGAACAAAAUGAAAACCUAUGAGAGGCUGGACGUGUUGUUACACGGCACUAGAGAUGAGGUGGAGGCCAUGAUUAAAGAAACUGGUGUCAGCCCGGCUGCGAUGGAGCACCUCAGCACCUUUUGCAUUUCUCUUAAAAAGGAGUAUGAACAUCUAAAAGGAAGCCUGAAGUCUUCAAAUGACACGUGUGAGAAACUGAGGAGGGAAGUGGUUGCCUCAAACAACAAGUUACAAAAAGCCACAGUGGAGAUGAAUCACACAAAGGAGGAUAUGAAGUCCCUGCAGAACGACCUGACCAGUGCUGACAAAGAGAUUUCUAGUCUGAAGAAAAAAGUGGAGUUUCUCCAGAAGAGUCUCAGCACACCAACACGUACAAAUGAAGCUCUUAGUCGGCUCAUUUUUGAAAGCCCGGCCCCGGUGGAGCUCAAACAGCCACGUCUCCACCAGCCUGCAGAUAGCAAAGACAUUGACCUCAACUUGACCUUUGACAUCGCGACACCAGAUGAUGCAGCCAAAAGAUCGGCGCAGUUCUCGUCCAAGAAGAUGCGUCUCGAUGCUACGGUGCCGUCGGUCUCCAAACACGGUGAAAAAAGCUCUUCAUUAAACAAGGCUCAGAAUGAGGAUGGACUCAUGGAUCCUUUUUUGAGGAACUCUCUUCUAUUCAGAAAGAAGACUUUGGGUAGUAUGUUGGACCCUCAAAGGAUUAAGCCCGGAGUUGUGAGAACUGGUUACGAUGGAUUAGGAGGACGAACAAAAUUCAUCCAACCUUCUCCUUUAUCAGAGAUUCGCCCACUGAUGAAGGUUAAAAGGAAAAAAGUGGUGAAGCCUCCAGUCAAGAGUUCAGCCUGUCCAACUUUAGACAGCUACCUCGAGUGAAGGUUGCCGUCUGUGUCCCAGAUGUUGUGGCCAUGUGUCGCUCCAGCACCCAGAUCCAGUGCUACAACAGUUCUGCUCUGGACUUUCAAGCCCUGUGUGAAUGACUUUGGUUUAAAAUCAUAAGCCAGCGGACCACAGAUGCUUUUGGUCAUGUUGAUGAAUUUGCUGUAUAUUUCUGUGUGAGCGAGAGAGACUUUUUUGUGUGUGUGUGAUUCAGAUAGUAUGUGAACCAAAUUUUGAAUCAUAUAAUGCUGCAUUAUGUCAUUUGGUGGUCAUUCAUAUCUCAGCCUGACAGCUGGUCAUAUAUUCUCAGUGCUCUGGAAAA